Anopheles coustani is the source of this 4510-nucleotide messenger RNA. It is a transcript of the gene Gart, whose product is annotated as trifunctional purine biosynthetic protein adenosine-3. Lineage: Eukaryota; Metazoa; Arthropoda; Insecta; Diptera; Culicidae. The coding region runs from base 220 to 4404 and encodes 1394 amino acids. Gene Ontology annotation, molecular function: phosphoribosylglycinamide formyltransferase activity; ATP binding; phosphoribosylamine-glycine ligase activity. Gene Ontology annotation, biological process: 'de novo' IMP biosynthetic process; adenine biosynthetic process. The transcript has 6 exons. The record is from RefSeq and is a predicted model, not a curated record. Gene Ontology annotation, cellular component: cytosol.
GGCUGUCGGCAAAGUGGUGCGAUCACUCGAACGAUCAACAGCGGCAAGAAACGACGCGACUCGGCUGUAGACAAUUGAUUCUUGAAGAACGUCCCAUCGUCUGUUAAUCUGUGCUCGCGGGUUAAACUUAGCUUCAUUCCUGGGUGACGCCUUGGGCUCUAAUCAACCUCAAUUAGUGUGCGGCAUCGAGUGUCGCGUGUUUGUCCUCUCAGGGAAACCAUGGCCAGCGUUGGUGAUUUCGCAUCGAAGAAGAAGGUGCUGGUGAUUGGAAGUGGGGGCCGUGAGCAUGCCAUCUGCUGGAAGCUUUCGCGCAGCGAUCGGGUUGCUGCGGUGUACGCACUUCCCGGCAGUCCCGGCAUUGCGGCCGUCCCGAAGCUUCAUCAGGUGUCGGAUGUAAGCGUGAAGGAUUUCAAUGCCAUCGUAACCUGGUGCAAGCGGAACCAGAUCGAUCUUGUCGCGGUCGGACCGGAAGAUCCGCUUGCUGACGGGCUGGGGGAUGUGCUGCGUGCGGCCGGAGUAAAAUGCUUCGGCCCCGGCAAACGUGGUGCGCAAAUCGAGGCAGAUAAAAACUGGUCCAAAGAUUUCAUGCAUCGGCACGGCAUUCCAACGGCCCGGUACGCCAGCUUUACCGAAGCGAACGAAGCGAAAGCUUUCAUCCGGCAAGCACCGUACCAGGCGCUGGUGGUAAAGGCGGCCGGGCUGGCCGCCGGGAAAGGUGUGAUCGUGGCGGAAUCGAUCGACGAAGCGUGCGCCGCCGUGGACGAUAUUCUGGGCGAGCGAAAGUUCGGUGCCGCCGGUGAGGUGGUCGUUGUGGAGGAGAAACUUUCCGGCGAGGAGGUCUCGGUUCUGGCCUUCGUCGAUUCACGAACGGUGCGGGUGAUGCUGCCGGCGCAGGACCAUAAGCGGCUGCUCGAUCAGGAUCGGGGACCGAAUACGGGCGGAAUGGGUGCCUACUGCCCCUGUCCGAUAAUCAAACCAGCACAGCUCGAGCUUGUCGUGAGGGAGGUCCUGCAGCGAGCCGUCGAUGGAUUGCGCGAGGAAGGGAUCCAGUACAACGGUGUCCUGUAUGCCGGUAUGAUGCUUACCCCGAACGGACCGAAAACGCUCGAAUUCAACUGCCGCUUCGGCGAUCCGGAAACGCAGGUCAUCCUUCCGCUCCUCGAGACCGACCUGUACGAAGUCAUGGAUGCAACGUGCGAUAAUCGAUUGCACGAGAUCAACCUAAAGUUCCGGGCCGGUCUGUCCGCGGUCGGUGUGGUGAUGGCAAGCAAAGGCUAUCCGGAAACAUCCACCAAGGGUUGCGUUAUUAAAGGCCUUGAUACUGUCGCGGCACGUCCCGAACAUUUGGUCUUUCACUCCGGUGUGGCGAAAAAUGAUCGCGACGAGUUCGUUACCAACGGCGGCAGGGUGCUGAUCGGAGUGGUCCUCCACAGUGACCUCAAACAGGCGGCAGCGCUCGCCACGGCAGCCUGCAGCACGAUCAACUUUGAGGGUUCGCAGCAUCGGUUGGACAUUGCGCAGAAAGCUUUCAAACAUCUGAGUCUUUCAUACAAAUCCAGCGGCGUCGAUAUCGAUGCCGGCGAUGCACUUGUACAACGGAUUAAGCCGCUCGCCCGUGGAACGAACCGGCCCGGCGUUAUUGGAGGGCUUGGAGGUUUCGGGGGACUGUUUCGUCUAAAUGAUGUUACCUACAAGGAUCGAAAUGGAAAACAGGUCCGGUACAAAGAUCCCGUUCUCGUCCAAGGCACGGACGGUGUUGGAACAAAGCUGAAGAUUGCCGAGGCGCUGAACUGUUGGGACACGAUCGGUAUCGAUCUGGUGGCGAUGUGUGCGAACGAUGUCCUUUGUGCCGGUGCGGAACCACUUGCCUUCCUCGACUACAUAGCGUGCGGUCGGCUGGAGGUUCCAACGGCGGCCCUCAUCGUGAAGGGCAUCGCGGAGGGUUGUCGGGAGACAAACUGUGCCCUGCUCGGUGGAGAAACGGCCGAAAUGCCAUCAAUGUAUGCACCGGGAAAGUACGAUCUGGCCGGAUAUUGCGUGGGAGUGGUUGAAGCGGACCAGAUUCUUCCCCGAGUGGAUCGGAUUAAGGCCGGCGAUCUCGUAAUCGGACUCCCGUCGAGCGGCGUCCAUAGUAAUGGGUUUAGUUUAGUGAAUAAAAUCCUCGAAACGACUGGCACAAAGUUGACCGAUCGUGCUCCGUUCGGUGAGGAUGAUUGUUCGAGCUUUGGCGAUGAACUGCUUACCCCGACGCGGCUCUACGUGGCCCCGGUGCUACCGUUGCUAAGGCAGACGGAUACGGUGCGUGCACUGGCGCACAUUACCGGUGGUGGGCUGGUGGAAAACGUUCCCCGUGUCCUGUCGAAAGAGCUCGCAGUGGAGGUGGACUUCAGUGAGGUGGUAAUUCCACCGAUCUUCGGUUGGCUAGCAGCCGCCGGAAACGUAACCGAGUGCGAAAUGUUGCGUACGUUCAACUGCGGCAUUGGAAUGGUGUUGAUCGUCGAUGGAACCGAUGGAACGUGGAAGGAAAAGCUGGCUGGACAAGGGGCGGUGCUUUUGGGAAAAGUAACCCCCAGGAAGAGCGCUACCGAACAGCAGGUUGUGGUGCACAAUUUCUCUGUAGCGAUCGAGCGUUCGGCUGCACCGUAUCGUAACAAGUUCCCGGUCAAACCAUCGAGUGGAUCAGCGAAAACAGCGUCAUCGAUUUCGUACAAGGACAGUGGCGUUGACAUAACGGCCGGUGACGAUCUGGUGCAGAAGAUCAAACCAUUCGCCAAGUCUACCAAUCGCCCUGGUGUGAUGGGAGGGUUGGGUGGCUUUGGAGGGUUGUACCGAUUGCGUGAUGCUGCACUGAGGGAGCUGAACGAUCCCAUUCUCGUGCUCGGUACGGACGGUGUCGGGACGAAGUUGAAGAUCGCCCAGGACUCGCAUAGACAUGGAACGGUCGGAAUCGAUUUGGUGGCCAUGUGCGUCAACGAUAUCAUCUGUAACGGUGCGGAUCCGGUAAACUUCCUUGACUACUACGCCUGCGGGAAACUGAAUGUCCCGGUGGCCGCACAGGUGAUCGAAGGAAUCGCAGAGGGUUGUCGGCAGGGCGGAAGUGCGCUGCUCGGUGGAGAAACUGCAGAAAUGCCGGGUAUGUACGCCCCCGGUGUGUAUGAUUUGGCCGGGUUUUCACUCGGGAUUGUCGAACAAAGCCGGAUGCUGCCGAAAGUGGACACCGUUUGCCCGGGGGAUGUGAUCAUCGGGCUUCCAUCGAGUGGAGUACACAGCAAUGGAUUCAGCCUGGUGCAUAAGAUCCUCGAGUUCAACGGACUUACCCUGAACGAUGUGGCCCCGUUUAGUGCGACCGGUAAAACGUUCGCCGAGGAACUGCUCGUUCCCACGAAGAUCUACGUUCGGGAAUUGCAACCACUUCUCGCUGAGGAUGGCCUUGUGAAAGCUUUGGCGCACAUUACCGGCGGUGGGUUUACGGAGAAUAUUCCCCGAGUACUACCGGCCGACGUUGCCGCCUUUCUCGAUCUGGCCGAAAUGCAUGUGCUUCCCAUUUUCGGAUGGCUGGCACGUGCGGGUAAUGUUACGGCGGAGGAAAUGCUGCGCACGUUCAACUGCGGCAUCGGGAUGAUGCUCGUUGUGCCCACGGAACAUAGAGACACGGUACUGGAGCGCCUGGAACCGUUCGGAGGUCGAAUGCUUGGUACAAUCGUGAGGCGAACUGAUCCUCUCGGUGGGCGGGUGAUUGUGCACGGGUUCGAGGAGACGCUCCAGCAGGCAAAGGUUACCUGCACCCUGCCGAAGAAACGUAUCGCCGUACUGAUUUCCGGCUCCGGAAGUAACCUGCAGGCGUUGAUCGAUGCAACGCGCAACACCGCUUUCGGCAUUCGGGGUGAGAUCGUGCUGGUGGUUUCCAACAAGGAUGGCGUCUUUGGCCUUGAACGUGCCGCCAAGGCGGGCAUCCCAUCGAAGGUGAUCCUACACAAGAACUACGCGACGAGGGAACUUUUCGACGAAGCCGUCUCGAAAGCGCUGGUCGAAGCGCGUAUCGAACUGGUUUGUCUGGCCGGGUUUAUGCGAAUCCUCUCGGAAGCGUUCGUUAAGCGGUGGAAAGGAAAGCUGAUCAACAUCCAUCCGGCCCUGCUGCCUAAACACAAGGGUACCCAUGCGCAACGGCAGGCACUCGCGGCCGGUGACCUGGAGUCUGGCUGCACGGUACACUUUGUCGACGAAGGAGUCGACACCGGUGCUAUCAUUCUGCAACACCGCGUGCCCAUUCUACGGAACGAUACGGAGGAAACGCUUACGGAACGGAUUCACCGGGCGGAGCAUCGUGCGUAUCCGGAGGCACUUCGUUUGGUAGCGAAUCAAACAGUAACUCUCAGCGGGGAAGGUCAGGUGGUAUGGAAUUAGGACAACCAUAACCAAUGUUGACGAUUAGCAAAAUGACCAACUGAACAGGUAGCGUGUAAGCAAAGAAUUUGUCAAAUUGAAAGAUGAGUGAUGAAUUUCCCGAAAU